AUAAAACCUCCCACUGCCUGCCUGAAUCCCAAGCAUUCAUCAAGCUGCACAUCUCCUCCUCCUCCUCCACCUACUUGCUUAGAAAAAUAAUGCCAUGACAGGCCAGGGAGGGCUUGUCCAAUGAAAAAGUGGGAGUGCUGCACCAUGUAAGCCGAUUGGCUGCCCUGGCCCUAAACAGACUUGGAGAGAGUCUGCAGCUCAGGGAUUAGAGAUGAUAUAGGCCCCGUCGACAUCUGUCCUUCCAUGAUGGUUGUGCCUGAAAGCCAGGACAAAAUGUACUACCCUGCUGAUGAAAUGAAGAGGGAUGCUCACGUGCCUGAUUUUAACUCCUAUCUGGCACUGUACAGGAAAUCUCUUGAGAAUCCAGAAGCUUUCUGGAAAGAGACUGCUGAUGAGUUCUUUUGGAAGAAGCCAGCAACAGGACCAAUGAUGCAGUACAACUUUGACAUGACAAAAGGGAACGUCUAUGUCAAAUGCAUGGAAGGGGCCAAAACCAACAUGUGCUAUAAUGUUCUGGACAGGCUGGUGAAGGAGAGGAAUCUCGGUGAAAAAGUUGCCUAUUACUGGGAGGGGAACUCUCCUGACCACCACACGGUCAUCACCUACCGCCAGCUGCUGAGCCAGGUUUGCCGCUGUGCUAAUGUCCUCAAGCAAAUGGGUGUAAAGAAGGGAGACAGAGUGUCUAUCUACCUUCCCAUGAUCCCAGAGCUGGUCUACAUUAUGUUGGCCUGUGCAAGGAUAGGAGCUGUUCACUCCAUUGUGUUUGCAGGUUUCUCCUCUGAGUCCCUGUGUGAGAGGAUUAUGGACGCCCAGAGCAGCGUUUUGGUGACAGCAGAUGGUGUUUAUAGAGGAGAGAAGCUGAUCAACCUGAAACAGAUUGCAGAUGAGGCUCUGGAGAAGUGCAGGGAAAAAGCGUCAUCGAGUGUCACUAAAUGCCUCGUCGUCAAGCACCACGCGCUGAAGACAAAAAGCGGAGCUGCAUGCAAUAAACUACAGAUCCCCUGGGACUCAGAGUGCGAUGUGUGGUGGGACGAGGCGAUGACAGACUCUCCAGAAGAGUGUGAACCUGAGUGGCUGGACGCUGAGGAUCCUCUGUUUAUCCUCUACACCAGCGGCUCCACCGGCAAACCCAAGGGUGUUCUCCACACUGUUGCCGGGUAUCUGCUCUACACGUCGCUCACCUUUAAGUACGUUUUUGAUCAUCACCAUGACGACGUCUACUGGUGCACCGCAGACAUCGGCUGGAUCACCGGCCACUCCUACAUCACCUACGGCCCCCUUGCAAACGGCGCCACAAGUGUCCUGUUUGAAGGUAUUCCAGUCCACCCUCAUGUCGGCCGCUUCUGGGAGAUUAUUGAGAAGUACAAAGUGACCAAGUUCUACACAGCUCCUACAGCCAUCCGCCUGCUGAUGAAGUACGGACGGGAACCGCUGCAGAAGUAUGACCUCUCCAGCCUGAGGAUUCUGGGUACUGUUGGUGAGCCGAUCAACCCAGAGGCGUGGCAGUGGUACCACGAGGCCGUCGGUCAGGGCAGAUGUCCUGUGGUCGACACUUUUUGGCAGACAGAGACCGGAGGUCAUGUUUUGACUCCGCUGCCUGCUGCCACGCCACUGAAACCAGGCUCUGCUACCUUUCCUUUCUUCGGGGUAGAGCCCACAAUCCUCAACGAACACGGAGAGGAACUGGAAGGCGAGGCUGAGGGUUAUCUGGUAUUCAGGAGGCCCUGGCCUGGAAUAAUGCGCACUGUGUACAGAAACCACGAACGCUUCGAGAACACCUACUUCAAGAAAUUCCCUGGCUUCUAUGUAACCGGUGAUGGCUGCAGGCGGGAUAAAGAUGGCUAUUACUGGAUCACAGGACGGAUAGACGACAUGCUGAAUGUGUCAGGCCACCUGAUGAGCACAGCGGAGGUGGAGGCGGCUCUGAUGGAGCACCCGGCCGUGGCAGAGGCCGCAGUGGUGAGCCGGCCUCACAAGGUGAAGGGCGAGUGUCUGUACUGCUUCGUCACCCUCAAAAACAGCAGGGAGUUUAACCACACGCUGGUGGAGGAGCUCAAGAGACUGGUGAGAGAGAAAAUUGGACCAAUCGCCACGCCAGACUUCAUUCAAAAUGCUCCAGCGCUCCCGAAAACUCGCUCAGGGAAGAUCAUGAGGCGAAUCCUCCGGCAGAUCGCCCGCAACGAGAAGGACCUGGGCGACCUUUCGUCCCUGGCCGACCCGAAAGUGGUGGAGGUGCUGUUUAGCCAGAGAUUUGAAGCUGCAGCCUGAAUCGACACCUCAGCCUCUCUUUAUGCUAUGUAACGGCACAGAUGAAGACAAUCACAAACUGCUGGUUCUGGAUCAGCGUCUGAGUGUUUGUGUGCACUCUCUGGGACUGACUGAAGGGGCUGGGAUCGGCAAAUUAUACCACUGACAUCGAGAUGUUUAAAAUUGUUGUUUUAUGUGGAGAAAAGAAGUCAAAUCAAAUUUCACCGGUGCUGUUAUGUAGAUGUUCUGUCUGGGCUGUUGCUUGUCGUUUGGGCCAUAAUGUCAAACAGAAUUAUUAUCUUUUAUAUUUUCUUAAAAGUCUUGUAGUUCCAUGUUUCAUGUUGUAAAUCUUGAAAUAUAAAAGCUCUGCACAGCUUGUUUUUAAAUGA
Messenger RNA from Morone saxatilis (striped sea-bass), 2636 nucleotides. RefSeq names its product acyl-CoA synthetase short chain family member 2 like (gene acss2l). Lineage: Eukaryota; Metazoa; Chordata; Actinopteri; Moronidae. The record is from RefSeq and is a predicted model, not a curated record. Gene Ontology annotation, molecular function: AMP binding; acetyl-CoA synthetase activity. The transcript has 19 exons. Bases 244 to 2268 code for a protein of 674 amino acids.